AUGCUUGCAUCGACAGGAAGGGGAGGUGCUGGAAACAUCCUUGACCAGUCCAAGUCGCCCAAGCUCACGCCCGAGGACCUCGAGACGCCCACGUUGAAGACAAAUGUUGUAACCAGUGGCCGUGGAGGUAGCGGAAACAUGGUCAAGGGAGACUCCUCAGUCAAGCGUGCACUUCAGGAUGUUGAGGCUGUCCCUCGACGUGACAGCGGCGGCGCGACCCACUAUGGCAGGGGAGGAGCCAAUGUCUUCAAAGGGUCUCUCGAGGAGGAGGCUGCUGCCCGGAAGGCCAAGGCCGAGGGCACCAGCGCCAUCGAUGACGAACAGUCCUCGCUGCGCAAGAGCCCGUCCCCCGACGAGAAGACCAACAGCCUCGCCGCCAAGGGCAAGCAGUGGCUCAGCAACCUGACCAAGAAGGCAUGA
This is a messenger RNA of Colletotrichum higginsianum IMI 349063, 420 nucleotides long. RefSeq lists its product as uncharacterized. The record is from RefSeq and is a predicted model, not a curated record. Bases 1 to 420 code for a protein of 139 amino acids. Lineage: Eukaryota; Fungi; Ascomycota; Sordariomycetes; Glomerellales; Glomerellaceae. The transcript is spliced from 2 exons.